GCAAAGUAGUAUCAAUAUUCUCUCUCAUGAAUUUUGCAGAACAUAAAAAUAUCCUGAUUUUUUCAAGUUUUUUUAUAUUUAACUUCUUAUGCUCUACCACGGAUUUAUAUGCUCAAUACUAAAGAAUUUCUCGUUUUAAAAGUUUAUUCGUAUUGGUAUCUUAAAAUUAAUCGUAUUAAAGUAUUACGGCAAUGCUCGUGUGUUCAAUUUGUACAUAAUGACAUUUAGGGAAGUAUAUCAAGUGACUUUGCUGGUUUUCUUUGUAACAAAUGUUUUCGCCUGUCCAGACUCGGCAAUUCCUUACGAAGAUAUAGCAGAUGCUCUGCAAACUUCAAAAGCAGUUUAUGAUGACAAGCUUAGCAUCAAUUCACUUGUCCCUUACACUUCCUUUCAUAUCAAAAAAGUUUAUCUGUUUGAUAACAAUGAACUUGAUGAGCCGUGUAUCGAUGGGAGCCUAAAAGUAAUUAUUGCUGAAAGGGCAUUCACCACUAUAGUCGCAAUGAAGGGCCCAAAUGGGCCAACUUCUGUGAAACCGGAGUUGUUUAAGUAUCUUCAGAUAUUUAAAGGAACAGAAGUUAUUUUUGCCGGAAAUCACACUUCGAUUAACAUUUGCUUUUGGAAAUCAUUUAAAAUUAUGCUCCCUAGUAUACGAAACCAAUUGCAAGAUCAAGCAAGAAAGUAUAUUAUAACUGGUCAUUCAACCGGUGGAGCUAUAGCAUCUAUAUUAGCGCUUUAUAUGAAAGUUCAGGAAGGAAGAAUGUGGGAGAAUUCAGGAACGUGCUUAAUUACGUUUGGUCAACCUCGAGUUGGAGAUGAGUUGUUUGCAAAACUACAUGAUUCAAUGAUUGAUCCAUUUCGAAAACUUCGUUUUAUUAAUGACAAAGACCCAAUACCUCAUGUUCCCAUAUGGAAAACGGCAGUUCAUCAUUCAAGAGAAAUUUGGAUGGCGUAUGAGCCCAUGACAAACAAAAGUUACUGGAAAGUUUGCGGAAACAUGGAUCCAUUAAAAUGUAGCAAUAUGUGGGUUCUUCAUACCUCGCCAGAAAAUCACGCAAUUAAAAGUUACGAAAAUUUUAUAAUGAACCCUCCGUCGGUAUUUUUGGAUAAAUUUUCAACGCGCUACAAACGCUGGCUUGAUGCCUUACAAAACUCUUGUGUUGUCAACUAUAAAAUUGAAAAAAUUGAACACAAAGGAAUACUUGACAUUAAUAUAUGGAAGAAGCAGAGAACUGUAUAAAUUGAAAUUCUACUGAAAUUAAUGAUUAACCUGAUCAAUGCUAUAAAAGUUUGAACGCGCAAUGUACAGCAAAUUAAUCCAGCCAUUUUUAAAAAUAUUUUUAAUUAGUCUUUUUUUA
This is a messenger RNA of Hydra vulgaris (swiftwater hydra), 1355 nucleotides long. RefSeq lists its product as uncharacterized. Gene Ontology annotation, biological process: lipid metabolic process. The record is from RefSeq and is a predicted model, not a curated record. NCBI's taxonomy places the organism in Eukaryota, Metazoa, Cnidaria, Hydrozoa, Anthoathecata, Hydridae.